UGAUUUUUAAUAAUGUUAUUCUUCAAAAUUCUUGGUUAUGGAAGAGUUCUUGUUGUGAAAUCAACAAGACUAUUUCUAUUUAUAAAAACACUACAGACAUUUACAUAUCUAAACGAAAUGAGUAAGGAUAUAAAAUUAUAUCAAAUAAUAUAUAUAUUAUAUAGAGAAAAGUACAAACUUUCAACUCAAAGUUGUAAGCCUAGAACUUUAGAGUAACUUUAGUCUUUAGAAACUUAAAUAAAUAAUUCACUUAAAGUUAAAGACCAGACUUAUUUUUUGAAUUUGUAUUAUUAGUUUAGUUGGUUUAGUAGAUAGUACUUAUUAACUUAUUACUAAAUUAUUAGUAAACAUUAGUAAAAUUACUUUACUUUAGACUUUAAAUACUUUUAAAUUAAGUUAAUUAAGUUUAAAACUUCAACAUACACAACUUGCUACUUGAUUACUAAAAAAUUACUUGCUGGGGCUGCUUUAUUAAAAUAAUAUAAUAUAAUAUAAUAAUAGAGUUAAACUUACCAUGAUUCAUGAUUUGACUAGUGCUCACACUCACACAUCACACUGUCUUAAAAAUUGAUUUACAAUUUCCAAAGAAAGAUUAUGAAUUUUAUUUUAACUUUAUUUAUCUAUCAGGGCAAAAACUAAAUAAAAAAUACAAGUACAAGCAAUGAGUGCAGAAAAACCUAAUUCAGAAAAGGAUUUAAGCAAAACCCAAACACAAGAAAAGGCUGAAACUGAAAAAGUGUUAGUGGCGAAAACUCAUUUCAAAAACAUUAAAAUUUUAAAAACGUCACCUGAAGAAACACAAAGUCAUCCCGAGGAUCACUCUGCUCAAUGUGAAAGCAGGGAAAUUAGUGCUCAUCAUGACUUCUCAUUUCAGGCUUCAAAUGAAAUGAUGUGUAAAUCAGUCUCCACCAUGAAACAGAAUAGUAAAGUUAGUAGCUACAGUUCUUUGAAUUGUGCUGAUGAACAUAAUUUGGAGAAGGAACAAUGUGUGGCAAGAAAAUUCAGUCCUGUUAAAAAAUUUACAUUUGGAGUACAGUCUACUCAUUCUAAUUCUUUGCUGCAUCAUAAGGAAUUUGAGCCAAAAAGACAUAUAGUGAAUGUAAUAGCAUUGCCAGAUGAUGUGUUGUUCCUCAUUUUUAAAAAUUUAAGGCCCAUUGACUUGUGCAGGUUAUGCUCUGUAUGCCAGAGGUUUUUUAUUUUAGCCUCAAAAGAUUCAGUAUGGCUUCAUCAUGCAAGGAAGGUGCCAAUUAAUAUCGAAAAGUCUUCUUUUAAAUGGUAAAUUGAAUACAUUUUCACAUUUAUUAUUUGUUAAAAUUUGUUCUUUGCUUGUAUCUAUACAUAUAGAUUAAGAAAUUUAUCGUUAAUUAUUGAGUGAACUUAACACUUAACCUCUUUACCACAUAAUCUAUCCACAUUUCAUAAAUUCUUAAAAAAGGACACUUCACUUCCUGAAUCGGCAGUCCACGAAAUUUGAUAUUUUAAAGCAUUUUAAUCAGUAAAAUACUAUUGCUAUUAUAAAAUUGCAUUAUAAUUAUUUUUUCAGAUUAUAUUUCAACUUCAAGUUAUUUUAUUUAUCUAAAUUUUUUAAAUAUUUUUUUAAAAAUAACCUUGUCUGUUGAUGUUUGAGAAAUGAGUUCUUAAAGUUUAAUUGUAACAGUGAAUUAUUUUAUAACAUUUUUUAUAGUUAUGUUAAUUUUUUUAGCGUUAGAAUUCAUAAUAAUUACCUGUAUUAAUAAAAAGUUAAUAUCUAUUUUUUAAGAAUUUAAAAUUUUAUUUAAAGGCAAUACCCUUCUGUUAAAGAGUUUUAUCGAGUAGCAACUAACUGGCACCUGGGAAAAUAUAGAGAGGUAUUUGCUGUUAAAUCACAUUAUAGAGAUAAGUAAGUAUUAAAAAUUUUUAUUACAUGUAAUCUAUCAUUUGGAAUUUUCUUACAUUCAAGUUUAAAUAUUUCACUUUUAAAGAAAAAAAUAAAUAUUUUAAAAGCCUGUUACUCUCACUCUCUUCCCUUUUUCUUCAUUUAAAUUUAUAUCUCAUUUAUUAAGCUUGUGCAAAAACGUUUAAAGGUCUACUGGUCAGGUCAUUUGAAUUGCAGUCCCUCAUGCAAGGGGUAAGAGGACUGCAAAUCAGAUCCCACCCAGUAUCACCAUCACCUAGUGUAGCAGAAACCAGUUUUUUGUAAUCUUGGAAGCACUGAGCUUAAACACUUCAUGCCCCACCAUUCAAGAGGCUCCUCCUCCGGCCAAGGUCACCUUAUCUACAGCUUCCAAUUAUGUUGCAGAGUAACCUAGCUAGGUGUCGAAAUACUAAAAUUAGAGUAAAGCAUUAAACAGAAUUAACAAGGCACAAUAUAACCAAGUUAUUGCCAUCAUUGUUUUAAGGUUGAUCCCAUGGAUUCAGAAAACAGAUGACAGUUUGUGGUUUUCAUAUGGCAGCAAAAUAUGUAACUUUACAUACCAUCCUUCUGGUAAUAUUCAUGAACAGAAAGCCAGAUGUCUGUUAGGCAUGAAAGGGGAUGUUACCAGAUUUUCUGUGAAAAACAAUUUAGUUAUCAGUGGAUGUAGGUAAGAAUAAUUAUAGAGGAUUUUUAAAAAUAAAAAAUUAGACUCCUGCACUAUAAUAUUUACUGAAUUGACCAAGAAACUUUGUAAAUAAAAUGCAAAGCCACUGACAAAAUAUUUUAGAUAAAGCAACUUUAACAAAUUAACAACUUAAGAAUUUUUGAACAUUUACAGAGAUGGCAGCAUCUACUCUUGGGAUACUUCUGGAAACCAACUUUUCCACUAUAAGCACGUUCACAACAGUGAUACACAGUGUGUAGAUUUCACCGAUAAUGUUGUUAUUUCAGGAUCCAGAGAUGGUACAUGUAAGGUAAGUGCAGCAAUAAUAACUAUUAUCAAAGUCAUAAUUCUUAUAAUAUAUACUUUGCCUUUGAAGUUUUUUUAUUAUUUUUCACUUUUCUUGUUUAAAUUUCUCUAGAUUUUGCAACUAGAUUCCUCUUCAAAUGAUGAUGUAGUGUUGCGCACUUAUGAUGCAGGAGAGAGAGUUUGGUGUCUCAGCAUAUCUCCAUGUCAAAGGUUUGAGUUAAUUUAUACUCUUAACAUUUGUUAUCAUAAGUCCUUAGAUAAAUAUUUAAAAAAAUUUUUUUUAAAUUUACAUAAAAAUUUCUAUUGGUUAGUUUUACUUGAGUUUUUUUAUUAUACUUGUCAUUAAAUUUAAGUAUCUUUUCUUGUUUGCGUUAUUCUUUAAUUUUUUAUUUUUUUUUGCAGCUUCUUUGCAGCUGGGUUAGCAGGUUGCCUGGAUGAUCCGCCAGUUGUUCUUUGGGAUUUAGAAAGGUUCACUUUAUAGAUUUCUUUAAUUCAGAUGAAUAUAUUAAUUUUUAUUGUUAAAAAUAGUAUUUAAGGAUAAUUAGUGUUCUUAACAAUUACUAAUGUAAAAUUAUAUGCCUCUGUUCACAGCUCUCAUUGUCUUGGCCACUUAAGUGUUAAUCACCGGCGUGGUGCAGGAGUCUAUGAUCUCAAGUUUGAAUCUCCACAUGAAUUACUCACUUGCGGUUAUGAUACCUUUAUGAGAUUGUGGGAUUUACGUAUUCAAAAAUGGUUAGUAGCUUACGUUGUUAGUGUCAGGUUAAUUUUGUAAAGUUUUAUGUUACAAUUUUUACAAUAAGGACUAUUGGAACUAGCCAACAAAAGUCCUAAAUAAAAUCAAGUUAUUAUUUUUAAUUUUAACCAAUUAUAAUAUAUCUUUGAGGAAUACUUAUCUUUAAAAAAUAAUAUCAAAACAAUUCAACCUGGGAGAAACUAAUGUGGAAAAUGGUUUUUGUAUUUAUUUUGGUUAAAGGUGAAUUUUACCUAUUGUUGACCUUCAAAGAAAACAUCUGAAAUCAGUAUUACAGUACAACUGUUUUUUGGCUAGCUAAUUUUUUUUUUUUAAACUUUCGUUUGGUUACUUUAAUGGGCUUUUUAAAAUAUCAGCUUCAUUUUUGAAUAUCUUUAAAUUUGUGAAAAACAAGCCUUAAGGUAAGUUACAUUUCUUGCUAGUGUCAACCAGUGGGAAGAGCCUUAUGAUUCUGCACUUUACUGUAUUGAAACAGACAACAAUACCCUGGCUGUUGGGACAGCUAGACAUGGCAUGGUGCGAUUAUGGGAUAAGCGAAAAAUGGAGCCUUUGCAGGUUAUUAUUAAGGCAUUUAAUUAAAAAAAUUUUACUUAUUUACUUUGAUUUGUAAGAGGAUUUUUAAAAAAAACUUAAAUUGAUAAAAUGAUAUAAAAAAUUUAAUCUGUGGGCUGAAGUGGAUCCUAUUUAUAGACCUGAGAAGGCCGGAAUGUAGGCUGAUGUGCUGCCUUAUUAGUCUGAAGUUUUCUGAAACCAUCUUUUGUACCAUGCAGUACUGAUGAUAAAUAUGAGAUACAAUAGAACCAUACUUUGAACACUUAAUACAAUAUAAUCAGUUCCUUGGUGUGCAUUUAAAUUUGUCUCACCACUAUAUCGCAGGUGUACUACAGUAACAAGUGCAACAGCCCUGUUUAUUCUCUUGCUAUGGACUAUGGACACCUUUACCUGGCACUUGAUCUAGGACUAAACUUAAUGGACUUCACAAGCUAUCAAACUCCAAGAGCACAUAGGCCAUUUAAUUAUAUUCACUCCUAGCCUUUUAUUUUGAGUCACAAUAAAAAUUUUUGUUAAAAAUUGGUAUCAUGACAUUAGAUUUUAGGUAUACAUUUUUCAUUGUCAAGCUCAUAUUGCCCUUGUUUUAAGAGUGAUAAUAUACCCCCCUUUUACAUUUUUAAAACAUUUUAUGACCUUGGUUUAUUAAAUGUGAGCUUUUAUGGUGUAAACAUUGUUCUAAAUCAUGACCAUCAAGGUGUGUCUGCUAAAUCUUCAGCUAAAUGAAAGCUGCUUGCCUGAGAGCUGAAUAUAUAUCGUAAGUUUUGAUGUAGCAACAUGCCUUUAAACAGAAAAACAUAUCAGAUAUUUGAUUAAGUGUUUCAUAAGGCUUCAGGGCAGUGCAAACUUUUCAUAUUGGCUACAAACUGUUAAGACCAGUUGAUCAUUUUUGUUAUACAGUAAAUCAGUUUUACUUUUACCAGUAUCAAGGGGGAAAAAAGUGGGGAGUGGGGGGAGGGUUUGAACUAAAUCUAUUUGAACAUAUUGACACAAGCAUGAAGUGUAAUAGCAAAAUCUAUGGUGACACAACAUAUUUCAUUAAAACCUUUCAUUUUUAUUUUUAAUAUCCACUUUUUCUUUGUUAAAACAUACAUUUCCAAGAUUUAUGUGAUCAUUAAUGAUUAUGGUACUUGAAGAUAAUGUGUGCAAGCGUUGAAGAUUCUCUGAUGCUGUCCAUAUGAAUAAAACAUACAAAACAGUAACUGCACUGUCACUGACAUCUGUGGAUUUGUUUAAUAGCAAUGAAAGUAACUUAUUAUCAUCUUGAAAGAUAUCCUCCAUUUUCAGUUUAAUGAUAUGGGACAUGUCUUUAAUACGAUUAAUAGUGUUUUCUGUCACAGGGGCAUUGAUAACAUCUUUCUCAAAUCUGGGUUGUAGUGUUUUUUCCACAGUAGCAUAUCAAGAUUUUGGCAAAUGUGUGUCAAUGAUUGUUUUUAACAAUAAUUCAUUCAACCCAGUAACUUAUCUCUUGAGAAUUCAAAUGUCUUCAUUCUUGAAGACUUCUUUAUUUAUUUUAAACAUUCAGUGAAGCAUUCUACAAAUUUUAUUACUGCUAUAUAUAUAUGCGGAAAUACAGUUUGAAGAUAUGUUUUACGAAAACAAUGUGUAAAAUAGUAACAUUGCGUAACAUUACGUAAUUCGAUGUGACAUUUUCCAGUCUUAGAAAUGACAACCCCUAUCAAAUCGACUUAAACAAUUGAUUAUUGAAGUUUACCACAUUGCAACUUCUAACUGUUCAUCCCAAAUAUUAUCUUCACCAAACCUUCUUGGCUUAAUUAGAAACAUAUCCAUUGCUCAUAAAAUUCAAUUUGAUUAAUAAAUUGUUCAUUUAAAAAAAAAAUGUAAGAUUUAAAAAUAUAUAUAUGAACAUUAACAUCUUUGCACCAGCUGUUCAGGUGAUACCCUGCGGGAUAUUCCUUAGAGGUGCCAGGGAACAACUUGUUGUAGGUGACAUAUUACGCAUUAUCUUCAAUUAUAAUUUAUCCAGAGCAAAGACUUAUAUCAUCAUCAUCAGUGGUGCUACAGCCAAUGUAGGGCCCUGGCCUGCUCCACCACAUCCUUCCAUUCCAAUCGAUCCAUGGCUGUCCACCUCCAUGAGUAAAUCCUUCUCUGCAUCGUCGAUCCAUCACAUCCAUCUCAGUCUUGGAUGACGAUGAGCUGUCUGCCCCUAGGCUUCUGCCUGUAUAUCACUUUUGUGGCUCCACAAUCUGGCAUCCUUUCAAUGUCCUGUCAAGGGCAGUCUGCCUUUUUUUAUUGAGCAAAGACUGUUAAUUUUUUUAAAUACACAGAUCAAUUUCAGUCUAAACUUGUUGCUAAAGUCAGAAUUGAAAUGCCUAUUCAACUUCUACGAAAGUGAUAUCAAGAGUUUUGUGAAUGUUGCUGCUGAUUAUUUUGGAAAUCAUUGCUUUAGCAUAUAGAGGCUGCCUGUAGAAACUAUUGUGGUAUGAGUUCAAAUGAAUUUUCAAGUAGCAAAACAAGUAAUCAAAUAACCAUUAUGAUCUUUUGGUCUCUCAUCUGUGAUAUGAUAUGAUUAUACAUUUGAUGAUAUUGUAAAAAACAAAUUAAGA
Lymnaea stagnalis (great pond snail) is the source of this 6731-nucleotide messenger RNA. Lineage: Eukaryota; Metazoa; Mollusca; Gastropoda; Lymnaeidae. The record is from the annotation of a GenBank genome assembly.